AUGGGGCUCAAGGACACUCCCCCACCGCAUGUACCGGAAUGGCUGAUCGUGGCGUCGACCGGCGUGCUGGGCGUCGGAGCAGUUUGCUGGUACCUGACGUACAUCCUCAUCACGAUCCGCGCCGUCAAGACCAAGUCGUACGGCAUGCCGCUGAUGGCCACGGUGCUCAACUGGUCGUGGGAGGUCAUAUACGCAUUCUACGCCGCCGAGCACCCGAUCGAGUUCCUCGGGCUCGCCGCCUGGUUCACCCUCGACAUCGGCAUGGUGUACACCACGGUCGUGUACGCGCCGCACGACUGGAAGCACUCGAGCAGCUGGGUGGGGCGGCACAUGUUCGCCAUCCUGCUGGGCCUCACUGCCGUCGGCGUCUGGGGCAACUACGCCUUUGCCGAGUGGUUCCUGGCCGAGGAGGGCAGGGGUUUCGGCGACAAGACCGGCAAGUGGUUCCGGGGCAGGGAGGGCUUCGACACCAUGGAGAUGGCUUUCUGGAGCGCCCUGGUGCCGCAGGCCUACAUCAGCGGUGCCAGCUUGGCCAUGCUGCUCUCGAGAGGGCACAGUGGCGGCGUCAGCUAUGCAAUCUGGUUCGUCCGCUCGCUGGGCUCUUUCGUCGGGCUCGUCGUCCUCCCCGGCAUGAUGUGGUGGUACUGGCCCGAGGCCCACGGCUACUUCCUGAAUCCCCUGGCCACGUUCCUGCAGGCCCUGUUCCUCCUGCCCGACAUGGUCUACCCCUUUGUGCUUUGCCACAUCCGCAAGACGGAGGUUGAGAUGCCGGAUGGGAGGCUCGUUAGUGCCGAGCAUGCGGUCAUGGAAAAGCGGCUUGAGGGCUAUGGCCUAUUGAAGGCUGAAAAGGGAAUGGUGGGGGACAGCGAAUAG
Molecule: messenger RNA, 873 nt
Organism: Pyricularia pennisetigena
Lineage: Eukaryota; Fungi; Ascomycota; Sordariomycetes; Magnaporthales; Pyriculariaceae
Exons: 2
Coding region: 1-873 (290 amino acids)
Molecular function (GO): lyase activity
Source: RefSeq, a predicted model, not a curated record